Molecule: messenger RNA, 2550 nt
Organism: Parathielavia appendiculata
Lineage: Eukaryota; Fungi; Ascomycota; Sordariomycetes; Sordariales; Chaetomiaceae
Product: WD40 repeat-like protein
Exons: 3
Coding region: 258-2288 (676 amino acids)
Cellular component (GO): mRNA cleavage and polyadenylation specificity factor complex
Molecular function (GO): protein binding
Source: RefSeq, a predicted model, not a curated record
CUCAUGAUGGACAAGACGCGUCAAGUACCAAAAGGGUUCACGCUGGGGUCGCUCAGGCCAUCAACUCAUACAUCAGCAAGAGUAGCAGCACAAAAUCGGACGCUCUCGUCGAUAUUUUUUGCAAAUCCGGCUCCAUCUUCAUCACCCGCAUGGCAUGAAUCAUUGUUAACGAAAUCGAUCUGGGUGCUGCACCCUCAUAUGCAACCGAUGUGAAGUGCGCAAAUCGCAAAAUUUCCAAUAUCGAUCGCUUCUUCACCAUGGCCUACGAACCGCGCGAUCACCCCGAGAAGGGUCUUGGAUAUGGCGCUGGGGUAGGCACUGGAGGUGGAGGCCAUGAUGGCCCUCCGCCGAGAGCUAGAGGCAGACGUCCUGUUACCGACUAUGGUGCCACCAUCGUCCACUGGGUGCGCCAUCGCCAACCGCGCUGGAAGGGGUCCUACUGCGGAGAGACUGAGCGGCCCAGCAAUAGCUACAUAGUUGAUAUGCUUCCUCCCCAUGCCAGGGUGACGAGCCCAGCCGAUUCGGUGCCUUCGCGCCACUUGCACUCGUCUCUCAACAAGAUUAAACAUCCGAUCAACGUGGUGCGCUGGACGCCAGAAGGUAGAAGGUUGUUGACGGCCUCUAGCAGCGGCGAGUUUACCCUGUGGAACGGCACAGGGUUCAACUUCGAAACCAUCAUGCAAGCGCAUGACUCGGCUAUUCGUGCCUUGGCCUACUCCCACAGCGACGAUUGGUUGGUGUCUGCCGACCACGAUGGCAUCAUCAAAUACUGGCAACCCAACUUCAACAACGUCGAAAGCAUCCGCGGCCACACGGACCCGAUCCGGGAUUUGGCUUUUAGCCCCACCGACAUCAAGUUCGUCACAGCUUCCGACGACUCGACUCUGAGGAUAUUCGACUUUGCCGCCGGAGCAGCCGAGUCGACGCUAACGGGGCACGGCUGGGACGCGAAGAGCUGCGAUUGGCACCCUACAAAGGGCCUCAUCGUCUCGGGCUCCAAAGACCAUCUCGUCAAGCUUUGGGACCCGAGGACGGGCCGGUGUCUGACCACCCUCCACGGUCACAAGAACACAAUAACAAAGACUCUUUUCGAGAGAGUCCGCGGGCAGUGCCUGGCGACAUCCGCCCGGGACCAAACCGCCCGCGUAUUCGACCUCCGCAUGAUGCGAGAUAUCUGUCUUCUCCGCGGCCACGAGAAGGACAUCUCGACCCUGACCUGGCAUCCCGUCCACUCCAAUUUCCUCAGCACGGGCGGCUCCGAAGGCUCCCUCUUCCAUUACCUCCUCGACGAACCCAACACCCCGCCCGGCCACUCCACUUCCAUCGCCCCCUACGACAGCGCCGACCCGGCCUCCACCCCGGCCCAAACCAUCUACCCUGCUCACAAAGUCCCCUAUGCCCACGACUUUGCCAUCUGGUCCCUCGACUGGCACCCGCUCGGGCACAUCCUCGCCUCGGGCUCCAACGACCGCAUCACGCGGUUCUGGGCGCGCGCCCGCCCCGGCGAAGCCGACAACUUCAACGACCGCUACCACAUCGGCGAGGCCGCCGCCGAGGCCCAGGGCACCUGGGACCGGCGCGGCCACCGGCACAUGCGGCAGGUCGAGGAGGAGCAGGAACUCGAAGACGAGAUGGACGGUUUGGUCGACCAGAAAAUGCCCCUCAAGCAGCCUGGUGCUGUACCCGGUCUCGGCAUCCCCGGCUUCUCACAACAACAACCACUUCUCCCGACCCUCCCAGGACUCGUUCCCCCUCCCCCUCCGCCUCCGGGCCUCAUCCCGGGCGUCGGCAGCGCCGGCCAAGCACUGCCACAGCUUCCCUUCCCGCUGCCCGGCUUGCCAAGAGGUAUCCCACCUCCUCCUCCUGUUCCCCUUCCGCACCUGGCCGCGGCGGGUGUGGUGGAUUCCAACAACCCGCCCGAUUUCGCUGCUAUCGCCGAGAUGAUGAAGAAGCACGGCAUUGUGCCGCCGCCUCCUCCGCCGGCGGGAAUGUUACCGCCGGGUUUGAUACCACCGCCGGGUUUGAUACCACCGCCGGGGUUUGCGCACCUGCCCGGUGGGUUUCCACCGCCGCCACCGCCGCCGGCUCAUAUUGCUGCAGCUGCAGCUGCCGCCGCCGCGGCUGCGGCUGUGGGGGGUGGCGGCGGUGGGCAUGGGGAGGAGCAGCAGAUGCAGCAACGCGGGGGUGAUGCUGGUGGUGGUAGUGGGAGAAGGAGGGCGCCGUUGCCGAGUCAGGAGGAGAGUUUGAAGAUGGAACAGAAUAUGGGGAAAUAUACCAGGGCGAGAUAAGAGCCGGAUCUGAUUGGGGUGGAUGAAUGAAUGGGGACCUGUUGCAGAUUGUGGACAAUGGAAUGAGCAGCAGUGUGAGUAUAGUGGGGAAGGUGGUGGCGGAAAUGGAGAGAAAAAUGAAGAGAGAAGAGAACAAGGGGGUUGCGAUCCGUUGACAGCGGGAUAGAGGUGUCCAGCCAGAAGCCGCAGCGCUGAUGUUGCUUCUGGCUUCGGAUAAUAUUGUACAAUCAUCUAAGGUAAAAUAUGAUACAUCUCGUGCUCU